This is a messenger RNA of Photinus pyralis (common eastern firefly), 3173 nucleotides long. RefSeq names its product zinc finger protein 260-like. NCBI's taxonomy places the organism in Eukaryota, Metazoa, Arthropoda, Insecta, Coleoptera, Lampyridae. Gene Ontology annotation, cellular component: nucleus. Gene Ontology annotation, molecular function: zinc ion binding. The coding region runs from base 1098 to 3062 and encodes 654 amino acids. The record is from RefSeq and is a predicted model, not a curated record. The transcript is spliced from 6 exons.
CUUCACGUCAGUAUACAGGGUGCGUGAAGGCACGAAUCGCGGUAUCUGGAUGUUAGGCAACUUGUACGCACUGUGUGCUGCUAUCACAAUGAUUCAUGUAAUGAAUAUGCAAAUCUUAAAUAAACAUUCAUUUUUAUUCCUGCGAAAUACGAUAUGCCUUCUAGAUUUCUCCAGACGGUUUAUUGUUUGCUAUACAAGCAACUUCAAUUUAUUGUGUUUAGUCUUAGUUUUAACCAGGGGUUGAAACCCAUAUGGACUAUAAGUUUCGGUUCCGCACUACUUAGGUAGAAUUAUUUCCGGUUCCGGUUCUGUGACUUCAAUAGUUUUUCCGGUUCCAUUUUUUCGUUUUUUAAGCGUUCCAACAUACAUGAAUCAAACAUAUAUUUUAGGAAGAAAUAAUACACAAAAUCAGUGCUGGGCUUAACUCCCAAGUUGUACGCACUAAAGUAAUACGGAAAUAAAAGCAACAGGGCCACGUUUAAAAAUAGUCACCGGAAUGACCGGAAAUUCUUCUCGGCUGGUAGGGUUCCGUUGGAAACCGCAGAAUGCCAUUGUGGCCGAAUGAGAGGACCAGUGGACUGGAUGGAGAGGGCCGUCUGAAGCCUACGUGCAGGUUCUGUGGGGAGGCAGAUGAGACUACCGAGCUAGUGGUCUGUCCCUGUGACGCCCUGAUCAGAGACGGCUAUCCAGAACCGUGGAGGGUGAAGCAACUUAGCCUAAACCUGAUCCUAUCCUUUAUUGCGAGGAACGGGCUCAGAACCUAAAAAGGGAAUGGGCAGAAUGGGCCCUAGUGCUGACUUGUCGGGCUCCCCUGUAAAUAUAAUAGAAUAUACAGGUCUGUUGAAUGUAACACAGUGUAUAUUACGGCCACCGAAAAAGUCGGGCGCAUGUGCGCCACUUCCAACACAAACUGCUAGCUGUUUCACAAAAGUUACGUUGGAAAAUGAGGAAAAUAACCUUAAAAACGAAGCAAAAAUUAUCUUUUUUAGGUUUAACGUAGAAUAUAGUGGCGGUCUUUUCCAUAAUUGCUAAUCGAACGUGUUUUAAUUUGGGUAAAAACGCUAAAUACAACAUUCUUAGGUUUGAUAGUAAACAAAAUGGCGACCGCCGAUAGUAUGAGAUAUGGAGAUUUAUGUAGACUCUGUGCUACCAAAACGAACAUGGUCUUAGCUAUAAACAUUUUCGAAAACGAGGGCACAAUGCGAGAGAUUAACAAGAAAAUUGAAUCCUGUCUUCCAAUUCGAGUUCACGAAUCGGACGAAUUACCCAAAAUGAUCUGCGAAAGCUGUCUGUACAAACUAGAGCUGUUUUUUGAUUUUCGGGAACGCUCGGUACGGACCGAGAGCAUUUUAAUUACGCUUUUAAAGGAGAUCAGUUCGACCAAACUGAAUCAGCAGGAAAUCAACGUUCCUCAUCUCGAGCCUACCGGGAUGAUUAUGAUACAGCACCAGCCUCUUUUGGCCGCUCACGAAAUGCCGAACGAGAUUGAUCUCGUGCACCUACAGCAGCGGGACCUGAUAGUCCAGCACGAGAUCAUCCUCUCGCAGCAGAACGUCGACAUGACUCACCCGUUGGCCAACAUCCACCUGACCGGGCAGGAGACGAUGCUGGUAAACGACGGAUACCACGCCGAGAACCUGCUCGUGCAGCAGGAGCAUCUGCUGACCGAUCAGUAUCGCCUUCACGUGAACAUCGCCGAAAACCCGAGCAUCGUAGGCGAGCUGCCGCAAAUCGAAGUGGCGGAGGAGGAGGAGGAAGACGAGGAGAAGAAGUCGAUCGACGACGGAGACGACCCGAAGCCGCCGUCGUGCGAGAACAGUAACGGGAGCGCGUUGAGUACGACGAAUUCCGGUGAGCCCGGCGAGUGGUUGCACUGCAACAUGUGCGGACGGAGCUUUAACGAAAAGAUCGAAUUUCAGAUGCACUACGAGCAGCACUUUAAUAAGUGCGCGAUCUGUUUGGCCGUGUUUACGAAUCGUGAUGCUCUGAACGAGCAUCGUAAGGAGAUGCACGGGUCGAGUGUCGAGGAGAUAAAGCCCAUAAAAACACGUUUGAAACGGGCCACCGUACCAAUAAAAAAGGAGCACGAUGGCGUUAAGCUGGAGGGCGACAGCGACAGCGAGGACGCGGCAGCGGAAAACGUCGACGACGAGGAGGACGAGGACGAUCCGGAAGCGGACGUGUCGGUGUCGCCCACUUUAAGACGUAAGAAGUGGACGCCGAAGGAGUGCAAGGAGUGCGGUAAGACGUAUAAGACCAAUUACAAGCUGGCGGAGCACAUGCGCAAGCACACCGGGGAGAAGCCCUACCAGUGUAUCUCGUGCGAGAAGGCUUUUCGCUCGAAGAUCGGUCUCGCACAGCACGCGGCCAAGCAUACAGGUCAGUACGAUCUGUCUUGUCCGACGUGCGGGAAGGGUUUCCAGUGCAAAAGCUACCUGAUGGUCCACCAACGCGUACAUUCCGACGUAAAACCGUACCCGUGCACGACUUGCGGAAGAAACUUCAAGACGAAACAGUCCCUCCUCGACCACACGAAUCGUCACUUGGGUGUCAAACCUUACAUGUGCGACAUCUGCGGGCGCGGAUUUAUAACGAAAGGUUUGUGCAAAGCCCACCAGAAGGUGCACACCGGACUGGAUAAUCGUAAAUACUCCUGCAAAGUGUGUAACAAAAUGUUCGUCUCAAAAAGUUACCUACAAACGCAUUUACGAAUUCACACAGGCGAAAAACCUUUCAUGUGCGAGGUCUGCGGCAAGGGUUUCCUGACGCGCGUCGACCUUCGCAUACACUCGACGAUGCACACCGGCGAAAAGUCGUACGUCUGCGAGAUGUGCGGCAAGGCGUUCGCGCGACGCGACGCGCUACGAUGCCACCGUCGCUCGCACACCGGCGAACGGCCGUACAGCUGCGACCAGUGCGGGCAGACGUUCACGCAAUUCUCACCGAUGGCGAUCCACAAGAGGCUGCACACCGGCGAGCGGCCGUACGCGUGCGAGGUGUGCGGUAAAACGUUCGUCUCACGUUCGACGAUGAUGUCGCAUUGGAAAAAGCAUGUUAGGUAGUUUAUCUCUAUCUUUCUCUCCGUCUGUCUCUCUACAAUUCACAAAGACCAUAAAGACUGUACCAAUAUAAUUUUAUUGAUUUUUACUUAAUAAAUCUUUUUUCUAUUGAAA